AUGUACGUGCACGGUUUGAUACGAGCUAGCCUUGGAUUUGUUGGCUUCUGCUUAGUCGCCUUUGUCCAACAGUCCGCAUCAGGAAGUAAAACCAGCCAAGAUGUGGACGAGUGCGCAGAGGCCCUUGACAAUUGCAGCAUCGAUGCCAUUUGCCAGAACACACUGAAAUCCUAUAAAUGUAUCUGCAAGUCUGGCUACAAAGGGGAUGGGAAGCAUUGUGAAGAUGUCGAUGAGUGUGCGACCGAAUACAACGGUGGCUGUGUCCAUGAGUGCAUCAACAUCCCAGGAAAUUACAGGUGCACAUGCUAUGAUGGCUUCCGCUUGGCACAUGAUGGGCACAAUUGUCUAGAUGUAGACGAGUGUUCAGAAGGGAACGGCGGAUGCCAGCAGAUCUGUGUCAACAUGAUGGGCAGCUACGAAUGUCGCUGCAGGGAAGGAUUCCUCCUGAGUGACAAUCAGCAUACCUGCAUCCAAAGGCCAAAAGUACGACCGGAAGGAACAAAGGACGGACCCAGCUGCAUGGACAAGAAUCAUGGCUGCGCACACAUCUGCAGGGAAACACAGAAGGGUGGCAUCUCCUGCGAAUGUCGACCUGGAUUCCAGCUCACCCGUAACACGAAGGAUUGCAAAUUGACAUGUAACUAUGGGAAUGGUGGUUGCCAGCACAUCUGUGAAGAAACGGACCAUGGCCCCAAGUGCUCGUGCCAUAUAAAGUUUGUCCUACACACUGAUGGGAAGACUUGUGUUGGGGAGAGGAGUGUCCAGUCCCAGGCAGCCCCACAGCUGUUCCCUAAUGAGACCUGUGCUGUCAACAAUGGUGGCUGUGAUAGCACAUGUCACGAUUCAGUGACGGGAGUUCGCUGCAGCUGUCCUGUUGGAUUCACGCUGCAGCCAGACCGCAAGACCUGCAAAGACAUUGAUGAGUGCCGUCUUAACAACGGGGGUUGUGACCACGUGUGUCGGAACACAGUAGGCAGCUUUGAGUGCAGCUGCAAGAAAGGCUACAAGCUGCUGACCAAUGAGCGGACAUGUCAAGACAUUGACGAGUGCUCCUUUGACCGGGCCUGUGACCAUUUCUGUGUCAACUCUGCUGGAAGUUUCCAGUGCCUUUGUCAUAAGGGCUAUGUCCUCUAUGGCCUGGCGCACUGCGGAGAUAUUGAUGAAUGCAGUAUAAACCGAGGAGGUUGUAAAUAUGGCUGCAUUAACACUCUGGGGAGUUAUGAGUGUACCUGCCCACCUGGAUACAAACUGCACUGGAACAGAAAGGACUGUAUUGAAUUGGUGAAAUGUCCUCCAGGCCUUGUCGCCCCUAAGGCUACUCUCACCUGUAGCAAAACGGGCAAGAAAGAGAGCUGCUCGCUCACUUGUGCCUCCAAGGCACACUACCUGGCAGAGUCUGACAACAGUUACUCGGUUAGCUGCGGCAUCCCUAUCGUCCGAGGGAAGACCCCCAUCAGGCUCAACUCCAGUAGCAGCCAAAGCUGCAUAGAGACUUUGGCGCCUCCAGUGAAGCAGACGGCAUCUUUCAAGAUUAAAAACGCCAAAUGCCACCUGCACCCUAAAUUGACUGGCAGGACAGAAGACCGGGGACGGACCCUUGGACCAGGUGGUGGUCAGCCCUGUAGUAACUGCUUAGUGACAUUUGUCAAUCUCAAAUGUGACUCAUCCAAGAAAGCAAAAGGGCGGCGUGCUCGCAACCCUACUAACAAAGAGGUAACUCGCAUUACUUUGGAGUUGGAAGCAGAAGUCAAAGCUGGAGACACGACAGGAAGUUGUAACCUCAGCUGCCUUAGACAACGUAUGGAGAAACAAGUAAAGACCUACAUCAAGGCUCUGAAGAAGUCCAUUAAUCAAGAACGCUUCCUGAUCCGAGUCGCUGGUUUGGAAUACGAGGUCGCCCAAAAACUUCCCCAGGCUGUGCCCAUUCAAGAGAACUGCAGUCCAGGCUCUGAAAAGGACAGUGGGCGAUGCGUCAGGUGUUUGCCAGGCUCAUACUACCACGGUGAGCAAGAGCGUUGUGUCCAGUGUCCGCCUGGAACUUUCCAAGAGAGGGAGGGGCAGCUGGCAUGCGACCUGUGUCCGGGCAGUGACGGGCACGGGCCUGUUGGAGCCCGAAACAUUUCAUCGUGCGCAGGUCAAUGUCCCACUGGGUUUUUCUCAGGCGACGGUUUCAAACCUUGCCAGCCGUGCCCACAGGGCACAUACCAACCUGAUUUGGGUCGGACAUUGUGCUUCCCUUGCGGGGGCGGACUGAGCACCAAGCGUGAGGGUGCCAGCUCCUUCCACGAUUGCGAGGUCAAAGUGCAGUGUUCCCCAGGUCAUUACUACAACACCACAGUGCACAGGUGUAUCCGCUGCCCAGUUGGAACCUAUCAGACAGAGUUUAGGCAGAACUACUGUAUUUCAUGCCCUGGAAAUACCACCACAGAUUUUGAUGGUGCCACUAGUGUCUCUCAGUGCAAGAACAGGCAUUGCGGCGGAGAAAUGGGUGAGUACAUGGGCUACAUCGAGUCCCCUAACUACCCUGGCAAUUACCCGGCAAAUGUGGAGUGCAUUUGGAACAUCAACCCGCCCAGCAAACGCAAGAUUCUCAUCGUGGUGCCGGAGAUCUUCCUGCCCUCAGAGGACGAAUGCGGAGAUGUUUUGGUGAUGAGGAAGAACUGGUCAGCUACAUCUAUCACCACCUAUGAAACAUGUCAGACGUAUGAGCGGCCCAUCGCAUUUACGGCGCGCUCCAGGCGCCUCUGGAUUAACUUCAAAUCCAAUGAGGCCAACAGUGCCAGGGGCUUUCAGAUUCCUUAUGUGACUUAUGAUGAGGACUAUGAACAGCUGGUUGAGGACAUUGUACGGGAUGGAAGACUUUACGCUUCUGAAAACCAUCAAGAAAUUCUCAAGGAUAAAAAACUGAUAAAGACUCUUUUUGAUGUUCUGGCUCACCCAAACAACUACUUCAAGUACACCACUAGGGAGUCCAACGAGAUGCUCCCCCGAUCCUUCAUUCGCCUCAUAAGUAGCAAAGUCUCUGCUUUUCUGCGACCAUACAAGUAA
Nerophis lumbriciformis (worm pipefish) is the source of this 3048-nucleotide messenger RNA. Lineage: Eukaryota; Metazoa; Chordata; Actinopteri; Syngnathiformes; Syngnathidae. The record is from RefSeq and is a predicted model, not a curated record.